Venturia canescens is the source of this 804-nucleotide messenger RNA. RefSeq names its product histone H2A-like. The transcript is spliced from 3 exons. The record is from RefSeq and is a predicted model, not a curated record. Gene Ontology annotation, molecular function: structural constituent of chromatin; DNA binding; protein heterodimerization activity. Lineage: Eukaryota; Metazoa; Arthropoda; Insecta; Hymenoptera; Ichneumonidae. Bases 214 to 630 code for a protein of 138 amino acids. Gene Ontology annotation, cellular component: nucleosome; chromatin. Gene Ontology annotation, biological process: heterochromatin formation.
UUCGUCGCACUAAGAACAUGUUCCCGCGCAAAUUGAGCGUCGAUGACGCGUUUUGCCGCUUAAAUAGUUUCACACGCUUCCGAGAUUUAUGUGGAAGCGGCAUUUCGACUUAUCCAUCCCAUCGGCUGUCAAGUUUCUUUGGAUUUUACGUGCGUUUUUUUUCGUUUUUUUCCUCCCGUCCAUAUAUCACUUUGAAUUUAAAUUGUGUGAACAAUGUCUGGCCGAGGCAAAGGUGGCGUUGGCAAAUCCAAGGGUAAAUCAAAGACGCGCAGCAAUAAAGCGGGUCUUCAGUUCCCCGUUGGAAGAAUUCAUCGACUUCUUCGUAAAGGAAAUUACGCCGAACGCAUUGGGAGCGGUGCUCCUGUUUACCUUGCUGCCGUUUUAGAAUACUUGGCUGCUGAAGUUCUUGAGUUGGCAGGAAAUGCUGCUCGUGACAACAAAAAAACGAGAAUUAUUCCCCGUCACCUGCAGCUUGCUAUACGCAAUGAUGAAGAGUUGAAUAAACUGUUGUCCGGUGUAACUAUAGCACAAGGCGGUGUUUUACCAAAUAUUCAGGCUGUUCUAUUACCAAAAAAGACUGGAACUACGACAGGAUCAUCUAAGAGUGAUAAAGCUUCUCAAGAAUAUUGAAACAAAUUGUCUUUAUGUGCGCUUAUUCAAUCGAUCAAUAAUCAUGAUCAAUCAUUGUUGUACUAGCCUUCAAUUGAGUGCAACUAUUGAAUUUCUCUAUUUUAAAGAAGUACAAAUGUAUCCUGCAUUUUUUUCAAUUGUAGAUUAUUAAAAUUUUAAUGGUGACGCAAAGAA